Molecule: messenger RNA, 921 nt
Organism: Botrytis sinoallii
Lineage: Eukaryota; Fungi; Ascomycota; Leotiomycetes; Helotiales; Sclerotiniaceae
Exons: 4
Coding region: 1-921 (306 amino acids)
Source: RefSeq, a predicted model, not a curated record
AUGAAUACUCCAAUCCUUGAUCCAAACACAACCCCUCUAUCUGUGAACCCCAGUGGAGCUCCAACAAACUUCAUUGACCCUCCCACUCAGGCUCCAACAGUUCUUGGGACGGAGACAGUUCGCGUCCCAAAUCCUGAUAUCGCCGGUCAAGUUUGCCAUCACAUCAGCAUCAUCAUUGUUUAUAAACGCAUUUUUGGUGUUUUCAAAUGGGUUCGCAUUGUUUCCUACGGUCUUUAUAUAUUCCUCUUCUUGAUACAGGUCCAAAAUAUUGGAAUCGCCAGAUAUUGGUACACUCCUAGAAAAGGUGAUGCCAACAAUAUCCAAGCUGCGCUUUUGAGGACCGAGAAAACUGCAUCUUCAGCUAUCGCCAAUGCUGUCUGUUCCACCAUAGUUGACAUCGUGCUGUUCCUCGUUCCCAUGGCUGUUGUACCUACCUUAAAUAUGUCUCCCCAAAAAAGGAGAGCCAUCUAUGGGGUCUUUUGUUUUGAAGCUCUGAUUAUCAUUGCGGAUUGUGUUGGCAUGGCUUAUAAAACGUACGGCGAUCUUGGAGAACACGGAGAUCCUUUCUGGGUUGGCAUGAUUGCUAUCAUUACUGUAUAUGCUGAAACGUUUGCCCUUGUCAUCAUUAGCUGUAUACCUGCCCUCUCCACGUUCUAUAUCGGCACAGUCAUCAAAAGCCGCUUCUACUCAACACUACAGUAUGGAAUUUUACAUCGACUGAGAAGGUCCGUGGCGUCCAACAUCCCGUCAUCAGGUCUCGAGCAACCAAAUUCCAUGCAUUCAACUAGAUCAUUGGUUGGAAGCGGCAAGAAUGUUGCCACUAUCGAAAUGCCCGAGCUCAAAUCAAAGAAGCCAUCUCAAGCUUCCUCAUACUCAACAUUAGGGAACCAGGAGUCUGGGCAAGCCCAUCGGUCGUCCUGA